UUGCGCAAAGAGUUGCCCGAAGGUCAUCAUUACGCCACAAAAAAAAAAAUAGUGUCCCCACAAAAGCAUGGACAUUUCGGCUGUAAAUGCUCUUUCUUAUGAGGAUUUUGUGAAUAUUUUCGGCAACGUGGUGGAGAAAUGUCCUCUGAUAACAGCCGCUGUGUGGACCAGCCGUCCCUUUAUAGGCUUAAACGCUUUAGAAGCUGCAAUCAAUGAGUUCAUCGAUGCUCUCCCAGAGUCGGGUAAAGAGGGGAUCCUCAGGUGUCACCCGGACCUCGCGGGCAGGGAUCUCCACGGCGGCGCGUUGACCCGGGAGUCCCGGGAGGAGCAGAGGCGAGCCGGCCUGGACGCGCUGAGCUCGGCGGAGGCCUCGAGGAUGGCGCGGCUAAACGAGGAGUACAAGGAGCGCUUCGGCUUCCCGUUCGUCAUCUGCGCGCGGAUGAACGACAAGGCGAGCAUCUUGUGCGAGCUCUCCGAACGCUGCCAGAACGAGCGCGCGGCGGAGAGGGCGCGCGGCAUCGCGGAGGUGAAGAAGAUCUGCCGCCUGCGUCUCCAGGGUCUCGUGCUGCCCGACGCUCCAAACAAGCUAUGAAACGGAGACGCUCUGCUGUUAGUUGGCUGCUCCAGUUUAACCACAUUUAACGGAGAGCUGUUCAAUACAUGUAUGUGUUUAUUGUCAAGUUAUAUCAACUGUUUACCUUAGUAAUUAAUAAAGCAUGUACACGAUUUAAA
Molecule: messenger RNA, 732 nt
Organism: Fundulus heteroclitus (mummichog)
Lineage: Eukaryota; Metazoa; Chordata; Actinopteri; Cyprinodontiformes; Fundulidae
Gene: urad
Product: ureidoimidazoline (2-oxo-4-hydroxy-4-carboxy-5-) decarboxylase
Exons: 2
Coding region: 68-592 (174 amino acids)
Biological process (GO): allantoin metabolic process
Molecular function (GO): carboxy-lyase activity
Source: RefSeq, a predicted model, not a curated record